GCAAGAGUUAUUUACUUGAAAGCGCCACAUUUAACACGUCAUUAAUUUCUACCGGUUUUCCAUUUUGUUUUGGCUACCGUUCUUCAAAGCACGAAGGCGAUCAGUUGUGUAUCAGUUCUUAUCAGGUUCACAUUCACCGACAUGCUGCUAUUUCAAAGAUCGAUCAUUUGCGGACUUGCCUUCGAACCGCGUGGACGCUGUAAAACAAUUUCUGUCUGUUAUCACCUCGGUACUUUCUUGGCUGGCAUUCGAGUGAGGUGAUCAAGUAUUGGCUAGAAUAGAAUUGUAGCUGAAAUGGACGCAUCGGUACGAUGCGUUGCGUUCCGGUUCACGCUGCUUUUGCUGAUUAUGCAAUUUGUUGGCACCGGGCGUCAAGUCUACGGACUAUCGUAUCAUCAGCCUGUCGCAAGUGCAAUUACCACCGGAGAGGUCAACUGUAACGAUUUGUUCACCGUGGACCGCGAAAAUUCCUAUCGAAAGCAAUAUGAGGGCACUCUGCAGUUGAACAGCGACGUCACGCUGCGUGACGUUGAGAUCGAUCUUCGAUUCGAUCGUCAAGUCGACCUGUUAGUGAAUUAUUUUGGUGUCGCUGGCAGUGUUAACAAUCGUGACUUCCGCAUAACGAAAUCUGGUUACAAGCAAUUUGCUCACACGCUGUUGAAGAUCAAACUCGAAGUGAGCUAUUCCACCUCUUCACCGCCACAAUUAGAGGAAGUUCGCCUCAAUGGAGUUGUUGUAUGUCCUGUGAAGUUCGUCAGCAGAUCCGACAUAUCAACGGAACCGACGACCCCCGUGUAUCGCUACCCACCGAAUAGUUGGAGUCUGAACACGAAUCCCGUUCCACUAGUGCGUCCAUCGGCAAUCGGUAACGUACCGUCUUUUCAACCGAUACAGCAACCGGCAGCAGUACCCAGGAAUUUCACCGAUGAGCGAGAAAAUCGUUUCAACUCAACGUGUGCGGCUAUGGGCCAAAACAUUAUCAUUACUCCAGGCCGGUGGGAUGGAGAGCUGACUGUGAACACUGACGUGGCCGUUGACGAUGUGCAGAUUGAGAUAGUGUUCGAUCGCCCAGUGUACGUCCUUGGGAAUCUUUUUGGCGAGGUGCAUACCUUGGACGGUGUUCGUUUCGUGAUAGAAAACAGCACCCUGGCACUGGCUGCCGAUGCCGAGGUAAAGCUCAACUUUUUCGUCAAAUUCAACGAAAAUGGACGCACCCCGGACGUCCAGGAGGUCAACUUCAAUGGACGGGAUUUGUGCCGGCAGCGAGUUCGACGCGUUUCCGUUACCAGCGAAGCUUCUGUAGUAAUUUUCGGUACCAGAAGCACAACAACCGAAAGGACGGCGUUGGAAAGGGUUACUACUUCAAGAGCCGACUCAGAAGAAGAAUACGACGAAGGUGAAUGUGCCACAGUAUAUCCAUCAAGUGAACCCAUCGUUCAGGCUCGAAUCAUCGGUGGAACGAAUGCAAAGUCUGGAGAAAUUCCAUGGCAUGUUGCCAUAUACUAUGACGAUCAAUACCAAUGCGGAGGCAGUAUCAUUUCCAGGAGAAGCAUUUUAACAGCAGCUCAUUGCCUCACCAAGGAGAACAGCAAUGAAACUUUGGAAAUGGAUCUCUUCAAAGUGUAUAUCGGCAUAGUGGAUAUUGGAUUGAUUGACGAUUACUUCUUUCAUACUGCUGAAAAUGCUACGAUCCAUCGAGACUACAAUUCAGCAACCCAAACGACAGACAUUGGUAUCCUCAAACUGAAAAGGGAUAUCAUUUUCAAUAGCUUCAUCAAACCCGUAUGUCUAUACAGAAACACGACGGACAUAAGUGCUUUCUACAAUCGAUAUGGAAAAGUGGCCGGUUGGGGAAUCAACAGGAAUGGUGUUGUUACAAACGUACUAAAUUAUUUGGACAUGCCCGUGGUCUCGCAGAAAAAGUGCUCACAAACGAAUAUCCAGUAUAAUACAGUUCUGGCUUUCGGGGAAUCGUUCUGCGCGGGUCAUGCUGAUGGGAAUUCCGUGUGUAACGGAGAUAGUGGCGGUGGGUUGGUAUUUGUCGAUGACUAUCGGUAUUACUUGCGCGGAAUCGUGUCAAUUAGUGCCCAGAAACGUAACCAGCUCAUGUGCGAUCCGAAUCGUUACUCUGUGUUCACCGAUGUGUCUAAAUUUCUCAAAUGGAUUCGACAAAACAUGGACUAGCUUAAUAAACACUUACAAAAGGAA
Messenger RNA from Aedes aegypti (yellow fever mosquito), 2208 nucleotides. RefSeq lists its product as uncharacterized. NCBI's taxonomy places the organism in Eukaryota, Metazoa, Arthropoda, Insecta, Diptera, Culicidae. Gene Ontology annotation, molecular function: serine-type endopeptidase activity. Gene Ontology annotation, biological process: proteolysis. The record is from RefSeq and is a predicted model, not a curated record. The transcript is spliced from 8 exons. Bases 295 to 2184 code for a protein of 629 amino acids.